UCAUUUCCUGAAGCAUGAGCUACAGACCGUAUGACAGAGCCCGCUCUGUCAGCCCGGGACUGUCCAUGCCUACAUUCCGCGGCCUGCUAGGAGUUGUUACGCCUGGUAUAGAAAACGCGGUUGCUGCUCCAGACGAUGGUCGCCUUUUCGUGGAGUUUUGAAUGCGAGUUGCAAUUCCGUCUGCUUCACAACUGAUCCUGGAUCCCAAUGCUCUACCCUUCUCUCGCUGGCUCUCUCGCCAGCUCGCUCGGACCCUUUGUCUCUCUGACCUUCGGAAAUGCCUCAAGGGCUGGGCCGUGGUGUGACCACUCCAUACUACAUCGCUGACUAGCUACUAGAAUAACCGUCAUCAGGCUCUUAGACUAUGGCUCCUAAAUGCUGUAAUCUGUGACUUCCCUGACGGCUUGCAAAGCCAUGGACAGAGAGAGAGUCGGAUGUGCAUUCCGAGCGUCGUGUGGAUUUUUAACCGUGCGUUAAAUCUCGCUGUCGAUGCAGCUGACGGAUCUGUUACGCCGACGGCACGCGCGAGCAUCUAACGCAAAUCAGACUAGUUCUAGCAUAUUUUUUCUCAGCAGACGGACGGCUACGAUGGCCAGUAGCAUCCGUCUCCAAAUACUUAAUACCGGCGAAUCCAAACCGGUAGCAUCCGUUUGCAGAUAGUCCGAAGAGAUUCCAAGUUCCAGACAGCCACGAUGUCCGGUAACGUUUGUCUUGAUGGGCCUUGAGGCGUCUGAAAGAAAACGGUAACAUUCGUCUGCAGAAUGCCUGAGAAUUUUUCAAGAUAGAGAUAGCCACAAUUCCCGGUAACAUUCGUCUGAUAGACAUUGCGGUGUCUGAAAAUUCAAUCUGGUAGCAUCCGUCCGAAGUGGGUUUGAGAACUUUUCAAUUUGCGGACAGCCACGUUACCCGGUAGCAUUUCGUCUGCAGGCAGUUUAGAAUCAUCUCAAGCUCCAGACAGCCGCGAUGGCGGGCAACAUUCGGCUGCAGCGGCGGCUACAGCGCAAGGCGCAGGCGCGGCGGCAGCAGCUGAGUUACCGCACGAUCCGGUCCGCGUUCCUCGUGGCGGUGCUGUGCUCCGCCACGUACGCCUGGGUCAUCUUCCUCAAGGGCUCACGACCAUACUGGUGGUGGGGUCCAUCCACGGGCGACCAUCCCGACCUCAUCAAGGCCCGCUUCGCCAGCAGACCGCCUGAGCCAGCGAACCUGUGGGACAACCCCGUGAAGGGCAAGUGGAAGCAGUGCGUGCGGCCGUCCCCAACAUAUGCUGACGGGCCUCUCUACGAGUCAACGGGGUUUCUGCAGGUGUUUCUUGAUGGCGGUCUCAACCAGCAGCGCAUCAGUAUCUGCAAUGCGGUGGCCGUGGCUCGCCUUCUCAAUGCCACGCUGCUCAUCCCGCACUUCCAAAUCAACCCUGUCUGGCUCGACAACAGUCAGUUUGAGGACAUAUUCGAUAUAGAGCACUUCAUGCACUACCUGAGGCACGACGUGCUUAUAGUGAGGCAGCUGCCGCAGCAGUACAAGUGGAGCACGCGGGACUUCUACAGCACGGGCGUCCACCAGAACCGAAUCAAGUUCGCCCCCAUGCACGCCUCCCCCGCCUGGUACCUCAAGAACGUGCUGCCAAAGCUGCAGCGCCACGGCGUGGUGGCCAUAGCGCCCUUCACCCACCGCCUCGCCUUUGACGGCCUGCCGCCAGACAUCCAGCGCCUGCGGUGCCGCGUCAACUUCCACGCCCUGCGAUUCGUGGAGCCCGUCAGGAGGCUCGGCAAGAUCCUCGUUGAGAGGCUGAGGGACCCGAACAGGCGGCAUGUGAGGCGAGGAGUGCUGUUUGGGAAAGGGGGGGAUGUGUCGAGCUAUGGUGCCAAGGGGAAGGGGGGAGGGAUUGGGGAGGUAGCAGGGGAACCCGAGAAAGGGGGGGAAGCGAAGGAGGUGGGCAGUGGUGGCGUGGAUACAGGGGAGGGGGGAGAGAGGAAGGGCGGACAAAGUGAGGGAAAAGAGGAGAGUGAAUUGCAAGGUGAGGGAGGAGAGGGGAAGGGAGGCGAGAAGAACGUGGAUGGAAGUGGAGGAGUUGGGGCAGCUGAUGCUGAGGGGAGGGUGCUUGAAGAAGAUGGGAAGGGCUCUUCUGCGAUAUCGGCUGGUGCUGCUGGUGGUUCUGGUGAUGCUGGUGCUGAUGGUGGUGGUGGUGGUGCUGCUGGUGCUGCUGCUGCUGAUGGUGGUGCUGCUGCUGCUACUGAUGGUGGUGGUGGUGUCACUACUGCUGGUGAUGGCAGAGAUGAUGCUGACGCAGAGCAGCAAGCGAGCAAGGGUCGGGUUGAAACAGUGGAGGAGGACGAGGGGAGAGAAGCACAGAGCGAGGAUGAGGGGGAAGACGAGGGGGCGAGGGAGAGUGAGGGGAGGGGAGGGGAUGCAAGGCGGAGACUGAUGGGCAUCUCGAGCAGCCUGGGUGCUCUGGGGAAGGAGGGGCGAGGAGGGGAGGGAGGAGGGGGAGGAGGACGACGAGGAGGAGGAGAAGGAGAGGGUGUUGUCGCUGCUGGUAAUCUUGGAGAGGAGGAUUCGGAGGAGGGGAGUGAGGGGGCGUUCUGGAGUGAGGACGGGGCGAUUGACGAGGAGGCCAAGGAGCGGGUGAGAAUGGCGCUGCAAGCAGGGAGGGCAGGGAGAGCGGGAGUAGCAGAGGGAAAGACGGCAGGGGUGGUAGGUGAGGCGAGGGCAAGGGUGGCUGGGAAUCCAAGUGGCGGGAACGGGAUAGGGGGUUUAAGUGUGCCAGGAGCUGCCGCUGUGGAGGUCGGAGAGGUGGCGAAUGAAGAGGGGGGGGCGGUGGACGGUCUGUCGCAGAUAGAGGAAAGUGGCGAAGGGGAGAUAGUUGGUGGUGAGGAUGGUAGUUCAGUCGGCGGGAGCAGGAGCAGCAAGGAGAAUGAGAGGGUCAGCCAGUCGGGCAGUGGCGGUAUGCUGAGUGGCCGGAAGGAAGGGCGAUGGGCGCACAAGGAGAGGAGAAGGAAGCGAUUUGUGGCGAUGCACCUGCGGUUUGAUAUGGACAUGGUGGCGCACUCUGCAUGUGACUAUGGCGAGACAUGGGCGGAGAGGGAGGCUCUGUCACGGUACCGGGAGUACGCAUGGCUGGGCCGCGUGGACAAGCUGCGCUUCUCCUCAGACGAGCUGCGCCUCGCGGGCAAGUGCCCCCUCACUCCCGAGGAGGUUGGCCUUGUUUUGGCCGCGUUGGGCUUCUCCUCGCGAACCAGGCUCUACGUGGCCACCUAUCAGGUGUAUGGCGGUGAGAAGCGCAUAGCCCCCCUGCGCCGGCUGUUCCCCUGGCUGGAGGACAAGACCAGCCUGGCGACAGAGGAGGAGCUGAGACCGUUUCUGGGGAAGGCGUCGCUGCUGGCAGCGCUGGACUUCUACGUGAGCCGCUACAGCGACGUUUUCGUGUCGGCAUCGCUGGGCAACAUGCACAAUGUGAUGGCUGCACAUCGCGCAUACUUUGGCGGUUUGAAGACAAUCAACUUCAACGGUACACUCCUGGCAACGCUGCUUGCUGCUCCUCGGGGUGCCCUCAAAUGGAACGACUUUGUUCGUGCUGUUCGGAUUGGUCACCGGUCACGGAUGGGCAAGAUCAAAUUGAGACGCCCCGGCCAGUCCAUAUACACAUACCCUGCACCGGAUUGCUUGUGCCCUGUGGGUUUACCGCCGCCUACUGUUGUUGGUACCACAAUGGGUGUUAGUGAUCCUGGAAUGGGCAUUAGGGAUAGGCAUGUAGGAGGUAUUGAUGAGACUCAGAAUGGAGAUGGUGUCAAUAGGGUCAAUAUGGUUCAAAGACGAUGAUACAUGUGAUUAUGUGGAAAAGCCCAAGAUUGCAUCAACCGUAAGAAGAAAUAAGUCAAGCUGGA
Molecule: messenger RNA, 3881 nt
Organism: Closterium sp. NIES-67
Lineage: Eukaryota; Viridiplantae; Streptophyta; Zygnematophyceae; Desmidiales; Closteriaceae
Source: the annotation of a GenBank genome assembly